Dovyalis caffra is the source of this 537-nucleotide messenger RNA. NCBI's taxonomy places the organism in Eukaryota, Viridiplantae, Streptophyta, Magnoliopsida, Malpighiales, Salicaceae. The record is from the annotation of a GenBank genome assembly.
AUGGCCUUGAUUGCAUUCCUGGCUUUCUCUCUUCUCCUUAAUGGAGCUCUUGGUGAGCUUGUAUGUGAGCAGUUGCCAGUUGAUCUCUGCUCAUACUCAAUUGCAACUUCUGGGAAGCGAUGCUUGUUAGAGAAUUACGCGACGAAAGAUGGGAGUGUUAAGUACCAAUGCAAGACAUCAGAGGUUUUUGUUGAUACACUGAACGAAUGGAUUGAGACUGACGAAUGCAUGACUGCAUGUGGCCUCCAUAGAAACACAGUUGGUAUCUCAUCAGAUUCUCUCCUUCACCCUCAGUUUUUGGCUAAACUUUGCUCAGAGUCAUGCUACCAAGCUUGCCCCAAUAUUGUUGAUCUCUACACCAAUUUGGCCUUAGCAGAAGGAGUUUAUUUACCAAACCUGUGCGCCAAUCCUCGCCGUGCCAUGUACCAGACUAGAAGCAAUGGUGACGCCGCCCCUGCACCUGUUUCUGGUGGAGCCCUUUCACCCGAAUCUGCCAUCUCUGGUGCUGAUGUCGCCUGUGCUCCAACUUCCAUUUGA